CGGCGGCGGCGGCGCGCGGCGCGGCCCCCUCGCGGCGCUGACAUGGGGUGGCGGGCGCGCCGCUCGCUGUUGGCGGCGCCCGCGGGCCUGCUGCUGCUGCUGGGCCUGCUCUGGCCGAGGGAGGCUUGCGGCGGCUACCACGAAAAGCGGCUGCUGCACCACCUACUGGACCACUACAACGUGCUGGAGCGGCCCGUGGUCAACGAAAGCGACCCGCUGCAGCUCUCCUUCGGCCUCACGCUCAUGCAGAUCAUUGACGUGGACGAGAAGAACCAGCUAUUAAUAACAAACAUCUGGCUUAAGCUCGAAUGGAAUGAUAUGAACGUGAGAUGGAAUACUUCAGAUUUCGGAGGUGUAAAAGAUUUGCGAGUACCACCCCACAGGCUAUGGAAACCAGACGUGCUUAUGUACAACAGUGCGGACGAAGGCUUCGACAGCACUUACCCAACCAACGUGGUGGUGCGAAACAACGGCUCCUGUCUGUACGUGCCGCCUGGUAUCUUCAAGAGCACCUGCAAGAUCGACAUCACCUGGUUUCCAUUCGACGACCAGCGCUGCGAGAUGAAGUUUGGCAGUUGGACUUAUGACGGAUAUCAAUUGGACCUUCAACUUCAAGAUGAAGGAGGCGGAGAUAUAAGCAGUUUUGUCACAAACGGCGAAUGGGAACUAAUAGGCGUGCCAGGCAAACGCAACGAAAUAUACUACAAUUGUUGCCCGGAGCCGUACAUUGAUAUCACAUUCGCGGUGGUGAUCCGACGGAAGACGCUUUACUACUUCUUUAACCUUAUAGUACCGUGUGUGCUCAUCGCCUCCAUGGCGCUAUUGGGCUUCACCCUGCCACCUGACUCCGGCGAAAAACUGUCACUGGGAGUAACGAUUCUGCUGUCAUUGACGGUGUUUCUGAACAUGGUAGCGGAGACGAUGCCGGCGACGUCGGACGCCGUACCGCUCCUGGGCACAUACUUCAACUGCAUCAUGUUCAUGGUGGCCUCCUCUGUCGUCUCCACGAUACUCAUCCUAAACUAUCACCACCGCCACGCAGAUACGCACGAAAUGAGUGAUUGGAUUCGCUGCGUAUUCCUGUACUGGUUGCCAUGGAUCCUACGCAUGUCCCGGCCGGGCUCGGCGGCCACGCCCCCGCCGGCGCGCGCGCCGCCGCCGCCGGACCUGGAGUUGCGCGAGCGCUCCUCCAAGUCGCUCCUAGCGAACGUGCUCGACAUCGACGAUGACUUUCGCCAUGCGCACGCGCAGCAGCCCUGCUGCCGAUACUACAGGUCCCUCGACGAUCUACACGAACACUACUCACCGGGGGGCGAAGAAAACGGAGCCGGGCUGGCUGCGCAUAGCUGUUUUGGUGUCGACUAUGAGCUCUCGCUCAUACUGAAAGAGAUCAGAGUCAUCACAGAUCAGAUGCGCAAAGAUGACGAAGAUGCGGACAUUUCGCGCGACUGGAAAUUCGCCGCCAUGGUCGUGGACAGACUGUGCCUUAUUAUCUUUACCCUGUUCACAAUCAUCGCCACGCUAGCCGUGCUGCUGUCCGCGCCACACAUCAUGGUGUCGUAGCGACCCGCCCGCCUGCGGCUGCGCACGCGUAACGUUCUGUGAUACCGCGAAUACUUGUUAAGUUGUGAUGUGCGAACCGGCGCGGGCGCUGACACCGCGACGAAGGAGUUGCCGCCGCUAGCCUCGACGCCCGCGCCCCCUGUAGAUGUAAGUUACCGCUGACUGCCAUCCCUGUGCGUUCAACCGAAAACUGCCUAUCCGACUAAUAUCCUAUAACCUCUGAGGUCGUCCUAAUCGACUCCUAUGCUACUUCUUCCAUGUUAUGACGAAAGGUCGUCACUAUCAAGGGAUAAUAAUAUUUUACACGCAACUGGUCCCCAAAGAACAGCAGAGUCAGCAAAUGUCUUAAACUGCGUCAAGUGGUUUGGAGCAGUAGUUCCUGUCCUGGAACUGAUAAGCAAUAGCGGCAGUACACUGCCGCGCCACCGCCAGCGCCGCGCACGCUGGUCUUGCUUGAGAGGUCCACGCUAGAGUAGUCACCGUUUCAAAUGGCCGUAAGUUACGAUUGUGGCCGAUACAUGAAUUUUAGCACAAAAACGUCUUCCUUCAAACCGUUAAACGACCUGAUUCGCAUUUAAAAUUUAAACUUUGUUAGAACUUUCUUGAUUCUUAAAAUCUAUUGUACAGUCUAGGGUUUGGGCAGAAACGCAAAGGCCCUUUGUUUCCUUCUUGUUCGAUUCCGUGAAUCGUGGUUAUCCCUAACUUUAUUUUCGGAAGUAUUUGUGUCAUUAGCUAGUAUAGAACUUUACAAACAAUGUUGAUUCAAUUGGUACAGGUUGUGAUAUGCCUCGUUGUGAACGGGUCGAUAUUGUUAUAAAUGGUAAAAUAUCCAUGGCUAUAGCUUAAUAAAACGUUCGUUAAAAGUUGUAGUUAAUCAAAGUAUUAUUUUGUAAAAGUCAUACCUGGGUCUUUCGGAACGACUUAUACAAAUAAAUUGAAUUACAUAUUAAUAAUCAAGUUUGUACUUCUUUCCAUACAGUAACAGUGAAUUCAUACGCUGAAAUAAUCUUAGCUUUAUGCAAAUUUUCUCCUUUAUCAAAAUCUUAAUUGAGGCUAAAGUCAUUUUUUCAGGUGUACAUAUUAAACAUAUUAAUUACUACAUGAAGUUAUACAUCGCCAUCAAAAUUAUACAAUUUUUUCUACUGUUGCAUCAGACAAUAUUUAUGGAGACAGUUAAUAAAAUAUUAUACUGUGCAUUAUUACUGUGAAUCCAAACA
Ostrinia furnacalis (Asian corn borer) is the source of this 2780-nucleotide messenger RNA. It is a transcript of the gene nAChRalpha7, whose product is annotated as nicotinic Acetylcholine Receptor alpha7. The record is from RefSeq and is a predicted model, not a curated record. The transcript has 11 exons. Gene Ontology annotation, biological process: monoatomic ion transmembrane transport. NCBI's taxonomy places the organism in Eukaryota, Metazoa, Arthropoda, Insecta, Lepidoptera, Crambidae. Gene Ontology annotation, cellular component: postsynaptic membrane. Bases 43 to 1563 code for a protein of 506 amino acids. Gene Ontology annotation, molecular function: transmembrane signaling receptor activity; acetylcholine-gated monoatomic cation-selective channel activity.